Molecule: messenger RNA, 772 nt
Organism: Ipomoea triloba (trilobed morning glory)
Lineage: Eukaryota; Viridiplantae; Streptophyta; Magnoliopsida; Solanales; Convolvulaceae
Product: protein GLUTAMINE DUMPER 5-like
Exons: 1
Coding region: 93-593 (166 amino acids)
Biological process (GO): regulation of amino acid export
Source: RefSeq, a predicted model, not a curated record
UUCUCAAUACAAUACAGUCUUCUCCUCCUCCUCUCCACCAAAACCACCCAUAAGCUAAUUUUAGAUUUACAAGAAGAAAGUCUCAGGUAGAAAUGUUGACGCCGGAUGAAGGCGCGGCCGUGGCGGCGGCCAAGAAUCCGGUACGGCAUUCCCCGUCUCAGUCGCCGUCGCCGGUGCCGUAUCUUUUCGGCGGCCUGGCCGCCAUGAUGGGGCUCAUAGCUUGUGCAGUCUUGAUCCUUAUCUGCUCUUACUGGCGCCUCUCCGGCCCGCUGGGUGCCGGCGACGACGCCGACCGGGACCCCGAGGCCGGAGACGGCAAUGGCAACGACGGGUCGGCGCCGGCGCCGGUGGUUGAAGAGAAGUUUCUGGUGAUUCUGGCGGGACAAGAAAAACCGACUUGUCUGGCUACGCCUGUGGCGAGUAGAGUGUCGUCUUUUGGGAGCAGUUGCAGCUGUAGCAGUAGUACGGUGAGCAGUGAGAGUAGUACUCUGGGGAAAUCUGACGGGGAAAACGAUGAGAAAAAGCGUGAUUUUAACGGCGGCGGUCGGGUGGAAAUGGGAACCAUAGAUCGGGUCUCUCGAACUCGAAGUUAGAUUUUUAAUUUUUAAUUUUUAAAUUUUUGGUGGAUCAGAAAAUGUAAAUUGAAAAUCAUAGAUACAGAUCUGCUUCGUCAAUAAUUUUUGCUCUUCUACUUAUUUCUCAUUGAAUCCCAAACCCAAUGGCGCCGGCUCUCCGGCCCGAAUAGAGAAUCUGAAAGGAUGUUGAUCACAAA